Messenger RNA from Fonsecaea multimorphosa CBS 102226, 345 nucleotides. Its product is annotated as 60S acidic ribosomal protein P1. Gene Ontology annotation, biological process: cytoplasmic translation; translational elongation. Gene Ontology annotation, molecular function: protein kinase activator activity; ribonucleoprotein complex binding; structural constituent of ribosome. Gene Ontology annotation, cellular component: cytosolic large ribosomal subunit; ribosome. The transcript has 3 exons. The record is from RefSeq and is a predicted model, not a curated record. Lineage: Eukaryota; Fungi; Ascomycota; Eurotiomycetes; Chaetothyriales; Herpotrichiellaceae. Bases 1 to 345 code for a protein of 114 amino acids.
AUGUCCACCGCAGAGCUCGCCAGCGCCUACGCCGCUCUCAUUCUUGCCGACGACGGCAUUGAAAUCACCGCCGAUAAGCUCAACACUCUUAUCAAAGCCGCCGGUGUCGUCGACGUCGAACCCAUCUGGGCUACCCUGUUUGCAAAGGCUCUGGAAGGAAAGGAUGUAAAGGACAUGCUUCUCAACGUCGGCUCGGGCGGUGGUGCCGCGGCCGCUGCACCUGCUGGUGGUGCUGCCGGCGCCGGUGGCGCUGGUGCCGCUGAGGAAGCACCCAAGGAAGAGGAAAAGAAGGAAGAGGAGAAGGAAGAGUCCGACGAGGAUAUGGGCUUCGGUCUCUUCGAUUAA